This is a messenger RNA of Leptosia nina, 969 nucleotides long. The record is from the annotation of a GenBank genome assembly. NCBI's taxonomy places the organism in Eukaryota, Metazoa, Arthropoda, Insecta, Lepidoptera, Pieridae.
AUGGGGUACCUUGAAGUGGUCGUUCCACCUGAUUUUAUAGCCGAAGAGACUUCUGGCGACGUCAUGGUUCCUGAAGGUGGAAUGGCGACUUUAUCUUGUCGAGCCCGAGGCAUCCCGUCACCUCGUGUGAUGUGGCGAAGAGAGGAUGGAUCGGACAUAGUUAUUCGUUUUGCAAACGGCAGCAAAAGUAAAAUUGCCGUAUACGAAGAUGAAGUUCUAACUCUGAACAAGAUUUCUCGCUCAGAUAUGGGGGCGUACCUUUGCAUCGCUAGUAACGGAGUGCCACCGUCUGUUAGCAAGAGAAUGCUCGUGAAAGUUCAUUUUCACCCUGUAAUCCAAGUACCAAAUCAGUUGGUCGGUGCACCGCUCGGAACUGACGUCACUCUCGAAUGCUACGUGGAGUCUUCGCCUAAAUCUAUUAAUUACUGGGUCAGAGACUCAAAUGAUAUGGUCAUAUCGUCGAGCAAAUAUGAAGUGACGACAACGAUGCUCAGUUCGUUCGAGAGUAGAAUGACGCUCGUGGUCCGCCAGCUCGCCGAUGCAGACCUGGGAGGCUACCGAUGUAUCGCGAAGAACUCUCUCGGGGAAGUCGAUGGCACGAUUCGGCUCUACGGGAUAACGCGGCAACUGAUGGCAAACUCUAGUCCUACGAGUCGUAACGAAGACUUCUCGACCCCAAUUCAGGGACCAGAUAACCAAUUCGGAUCGGCGGAAAGGUCUGACGAUGAAGACGAAACGGCGACGGAUACGUCGGAUAGUUACAAUUCUAACGAUAAUUAUUCCUACAAAAAUAAAACAUUUUUAAAUUCUACACCCGAUCCUGAACGGCAGAAUGUGAGCAAUAAAGUUCGGAAAAUUAUAAGCGAUCUAAAAGAUGAAACCAUGAACAGAAGUCGUUUGGAUGCCGUCGUGAGAGCUGACUUGCUCAUGUUGGCUGGAUUCGUUUCAUGUUUCAACUGGUCCAUGUAG